This is a messenger RNA of Microplitis demolitor, 2662 nucleotides long. RefSeq lists its product as uncharacterized. The transcript is spliced from 5 exons. The coding region runs from base 412 to 924 and encodes 170 amino acids. The record is from RefSeq and is a predicted model, not a curated record. Lineage: Eukaryota; Metazoa; Arthropoda; Insecta; Hymenoptera; Braconidae.
AACAUGAACUUUAAGUAAAGUACUUGCAUUAAAUUAUUUAAAAACAUUCACCGUUGUACUCAUAUGCAUCUCAUAUAUAUAUGAAGUACAUAACAUAUCUUCAUAUCCAUUGAUUCAUUUAGUUGUGUGCGCUUUAAAUGUAGGUGUAGUAGGUGCAGUAGGUGUAUUCCAUCGUGCUUUGGUAUACGAGUUACUGUUCUUGGCACAGUUUCUGACCAUCUCCUAGUGCGAACACAACGAGCUGGACCUCCGCGAGUUUCCCGCGGAAAUUUAUUUCAAACAUUAUCUUUUUAUUUUUAAAUUACAUAAAUAUAAAUAUAUGCAAAUACUUUUUUUAUAAUUAUAUAUACUAUUAAACUUGUGAUUUUACAGAACAGUGAUUGCUAGUGAAAUUUUUUACAGAAAUUCAAAAUGGAAAAACUUCAAGUAAAUUCCUGUUGUGGAUGUUUUUCAUUAAAAACAGGCACAUUAUUUACCGGAAUAUGUGGCAUUAUACUAUCAAUAAUCACAUUAAUCCUCUUAUUUACGGUCAAUAUGGAACUGAAGAUGAUAGUGCUUGACAUACUAGAUAAAUCAAUCAUUAAGAUUAUCUUCGCUAUAAAUCUUUGCAUGACGAUAUUAAUCUCAACAUUAUUGAUCGUCGGAGCUCUAAAAAAAAAUACAUUUAUGAUGCUUCCUUGGGUUGUAUUAGGAAUAAUGUUAGCAAUCGGAGCACUUGUAAGUGUUUUGUAUACAUCAAUAGCUUCAAUGGUCAACCAUAAAAUUUUAAACGGCGUUUUAAGUUUAAUAAUUGGCCUCAUAUUUGUCGCCAUUUACACGUACUUAUGGGUUGUAGUGUACUGCUAUUUUCAACAAUUAAGAAUGGAAAAAAUGAACGUUAAAGUUGGACCAUAUGGAAGACCUUACAAUUAUCGACGACCAUAAAAAUAAACUAAUAAGUAAUAAACUUGUUACUUUUUUUUCAAACCGUUUAAAUUUAUAACGGUAAAAAAAAUCACCAAAGCCUUGCCACAAGUGUUCCUUAACAAUUUAUUAUUUAUUAAUAAAUAAUAAUUUUUUUUAUUGUUUAUUUUUAAAUGAAAUUUAAGGAACAUAAACUUUAUUUUUAUUUAAGAUACGUUUUAUUUUAUACAUUUAUUUAAAUUAUUGCGUUUUAAAUAUUUCACAUUUGACUGAUAAUAAUUAUAUAUAUUUAAUAGAUUUUUGAGUCAUAUAAACCCAUGAAAAAAUCUUUUUAUAAAAUUUCAUAGUGUUAGGAAAUUGUAUGCAGUUCUGUCAAAUUUCAUAUAAUUUCGUAAAACUUUACUGCACAAAAUUUAUAUUUAUAAAAUUUCAUUGCUUUAGUGAUCUAUAUUUCUGUGAAAUUUCAAUUAUUAUAUAGUUGAGUCACGUUAUGAGCCCGUUGACGUAUUUUUCUAUUGAAGACAUUCCCCCUCCAUGUUAUGAAAAUAAUCAUGUACAGACUCACACACUUGUAAAGUAGGGGAAAUGUGAAUCACCAUGGUAGAAACUGAGCAGAAGUGGGGGUACAGGAAUUCUUAGAAUUUCCCCUACACCCCUGUAAAUGGGUUCAUAACGCGGCUAGACUGGAUGUUAUACGUUACAACCUGGUUAUAAGUUACUGUUAGGGGCUAAAGGAAAAAAAUUUCUUGAAAAUGAAUUUCCCCUACUUCUAUCUUAUACACGGCGAUCACUUAAGGAGGUUCAUCGGUAGCAGUAGUUCGCAACUUUUAGAAAGAUUUCUCCCGUGUAAAACAUUCUAACUACAAUAAGAAGUGUUUGAGAUGCAGUAAACUUUUGCGCAUCCUCUUAUAUGCGCAGAAGUAUAAAAAUGAUCCAAUUACGUCUUUUCUCAGACUUGGCUACGUUGCAUUCUAACUUAGAAUAUUUUUCCCCUUGAGCAUGUGUUGUAGAAAGUGUUUUGAAUAAUUUCGAGGUUAUACAUAGUUGGAGACAACAAAUAAUAAAUAAUAAAUAAUAAUGACUUCGCGAAUAAAUUAAAAAAAUUCUAAAUUUAAAAAAUAAUUUAUAAUUAUUUAAAUCUGUUAGGCUUCUACUGUGUUUUAAACUUCCCGCGCACUGCAACGUUGCCAAGUCACUAUCUCUCACUUGUGGGAGGUUAUGGAGAAAGCUUGAAAAUCAUUAAAAGUAACAAACUUUAAAAAUUAAUUACAAAAAAUGAAUACCGCUCAUUUAUGUUUUUAUUGAAAAAAAUUACUUGUUAUAAAUUGAAUUAAUAAUUUUCAGCUUUUAAAAAAUGCUGUAAGAAAAGUAUGAUUGUUAUUUAAUAAAAUGCUCACUCUAACUACGGUCAACAUAGGGAAUACAUGUUAAAUAUACGAUUUUUAAUUGUUAAUAUUUCGAAACUUAGAACCGCGAGAACUAUUUUAAAAAAUUCCUCCGUAUACACGAUACUUCAAAGUAUUUAUAUUUAAAUACUUUGAAGUUAGUGCAGUGCAUACGUUGAUAGCAACUGCGAUUUAGAGUCAAAAGGAUCUUGGUUCGAGUCCAGUAGUCGCCGGGACUCAAUCAUCGUAAAAAAAACAACAUUAAUCUGCUUCAGUAAUGUCUUCCAUAGGAUCGGCAUUAAGAUCCAAGUAGCAUUUUUGACUUUCCGCUAUGAAAAUCGACAAUUUUCGAAAAAUUUGAGGUUAUCAUUAUU